Messenger RNA from Porites evermanni, 915 nucleotides. The record is from the annotation of a GenBank genome assembly. NCBI's taxonomy places the organism in Eukaryota, Metazoa, Cnidaria, Anthozoa, Scleractinia, Poritidae.
AUGUCGACUGAGCCUGAACCAACCAUGAACUCAAAUCCAGAGCCUGGACCCCACUGGCCGAGCGCAUUUGAAACCUGGGGAAAAGCCUGGGACCUACACAUUUACUUGUUUGCAGUGCUGUACUUGUUGACUGCUGGAACGUCUGCCAGUGCGCUCGUUUAUGAUGUCAUUGCCAAUCACGGGAUAAAAGGACUGAAGCUGACUCUGUAUCUGACAUUGCUAUUUAUUGGUCGUUCAAGAGCUUUUAUUUUAUUUUUCGAUCCAUAUAGCUCGCGAGGAAUCCUGGGCCUGCUCACUACUUACAUCACGUGGUCUUUAGGCCUUCCGUGCGUCCUUGCGGCUCUCUGUCUUCUGCUUCUCGUGUUUGUAGACGCGACAAAGAUGAAUCUUGCGCCUCCGCGCUUUCAGAAAUUAUCCACCGUAAUGGGUGCGAUGGUUUUCAACAUUCUCAUCGUUAUCACAACAGAUCUUAUUUUCCUUCUCACCAGCAAAGGCUUCAUUUUGCUAAUACUUUGUUACGUUUAUUUUCUACUUCUUGGCCUGAUACUUACCGCCGGAUUCCUUCGAAUCGGAUGUCAGAUUUCCAACAACACGGCGGCACAAAUUUACGGCAAUGGAGGCCUUUCAAGGCUUCGUAUCCUCGCUUUCAUCUCUGCUACUCUCAACGUGCUCUUUCUUGGUGUCCAGACCUACUCGGUUAUCCAAUCUGACGUCCUAUCGGAAAUCCCCCGCGCAUGGCCCUGGUACGCUGUACAGACCCUACUGCGGGCGCUUGAAGUGAGCAUGUGUUUUGUGAUGAUGGCUAUUGUGUUUAAUAACAGAUUCAGUUCAUUCUUAUUUUGUUGUAAAAAAUUUCUCCCAAAACGAUUUAACAAUACUGUUUCACCUUUGCCACCAGGUUUUGCAAAGGUGUAA